AUGGGGGCUCAGUCCCGACCGCCAAAGAUGCCUUCCUCUGGAAGAGAUUCAGAUGCGGGGCAUACUGGAGUGAAUCAAUUAGGUGGAGUCUUUGUGAAUGGACGACCACUUCCAGACAAGACGCGACAAUUAAUCGUUGAUAUGGCACAUCAAGGAGCUAGACCGUGUGAUAUCUCAAGGAAACUCUGUGUCUCGAAUGGAUGUGUUUCGAAGAUUUUAUGUCGUUAUUAUGAAUCGGGAACGAUUCGUCCAAGAGCUAUUGGUGGUUCAAAGCCAAGAGUUGCAACUGGAGGCGUUGUGCAAAAGAUUGAAUCAUAUAAAAGAGAACAACCGUCGAUUUUCGCUUGGGAGAUUCGAGAUCGACUUUUAUCCGAGGGGAUUUGUUCACAAGAGACGAUACCAUCGGUUUCAUCAAUCAAUCGAGUGCUUCGAAAUCUGGCGGCACGCAAAGAGCAACAAGCCAUGCAAACCGAGUUCUACGCGGGGUUACGAUAUUCGACGAAUCAGUGGUACAAUCAGUGGCCAACCAUGCAAAUGUCCGGUGUUGUGCCCUUCUCAUUAACACAACAGAAUCCGAUUGAGGCGAAAAAAGAUCCAAAUGAGGAUCAAAAACCGCCAAAUGAUCCGGACGAGGAUGCGGCGGCGAGGAUGCGGUUGAAGAGGAAAUUGCAGAGGAACAGAACCUCGUUCAGUCAAGAACAGAUUGAGGCCUUGGAGAAAGAAUUUGAACGAACCCAUUAUCCGGAUGUUUUCGCUCGAGAGCGAUUAGCGCAAAAAAUCGGUCUUCCUGAAGCCAGGAUACAGGUUUGGUUCUCAAAUCGUCGAGCAAAAUGGCGAAGAGAGGAGAAAUUGCGGAAUAAGAGACCGGGUGGACCGUUGGAUUCAGGAUUGAGCAAUGGGACACCUCAACCAUCACAACCGGGAAGCGCUGGCUCAGCGUCAGCACUUUCACAGCCGCUUGGCGGCUCACCAGUGGCCUCCGCACAAAAUUUUGCUUCCGUUUCUGGCCCAAUGUAUACUGGACUUGCGCAUGAUCCAUAUGGUUUUACCGCCUUUAACACCGGACUCGGAAUGCCUCAACAACCGCCAGCCGACUUUGGAUCUUAUCAUCAUAUGUUUUCUUCAAGAUAUGACACCGCCUCAUUUCAUCCUUACGCUCGAAUGAAUCCCCCAUCAGUCUCUUCACAACCAUUUUCAACGACAGCAAUGAGCAUGUCAACAAAUUCUCUAUCACAAUCCACUGUUGGAGAUCUUGGCCUCAGCUCAUCGAUGAGUCUUCCCGUGUCAGCUGUUUUGAAUUCACUUGAGGGAAUGGGUGUUCCACCCGGAAUGCACUCCGAUCUUUCCACCGAUCAAUCCGCCCAAUAUUGGACUCAA
This is a messenger RNA of Mesorhabditis belari, 1377 nucleotides long. The record is from the annotation of a GenBank genome assembly. Lineage: Eukaryota; Metazoa; Nematoda; Chromadorea; Rhabditida; Rhabditidae.